Molecule: messenger RNA, 4698 nt
Organism: Oreochromis niloticus (Nile tilapia)
Lineage: Eukaryota; Metazoa; Chordata; Actinopteri; Cichliformes; Cichlidae
Exons: 8
Coding region: 2432-4105 (557 amino acids)
Source: RefSeq, a predicted model, not a curated record
CGUUAAGAUGUGCAACUUAGAAGUAGUCAGAGGUAACUGGAUGGAGUUCAGUCAGGUUAAAUGGACGGUUGAUUGGAUUAUAUCUGAAGAUCGUAUGCUAUUCGUGACAACUCUGCUAGACUCCAAAUUUCUCAUCCAAUAAAUGCGGGAGUAUCUCAAAGUAAAUGAAACAUCUAAACUUAACACUUUUUCCCUAAAACGGACUGACAUGGGAAACAUUAAAGUUGGAUUGACACCAGCUAAUCAGUCUGAAGGAAUCACAGAACCAGAAGGGAGACCACUGAGGAGGAGUUCUGUAAGUUCACUGGUGACCUCAGCUGUCAAGUUCCUGGAUGUGGGUAUGCUGCACAAAACUUCACAACUCUCUGUGCCCAUCUCAGAUUUCACAUCAAAGACGGGAAAAAAGUACUAAGUCCAUUUGAAGGUUGCUCUAAAUACUUCAGUGUCCGAACAUCAUUUUCCAGCCAUAUUUCUCGAAAACAUAAGCAGACAGUUCAGCAGUCAAGGCAACAAGAAAUUGGUGAAAUUGCCAUAAUACAAGGACAGGACACAGUUAAUCUAUUAGAAGACAGGGAUUCACAGCACAAUACUACUGAUGAAGAUUUAUCUCUAGAUCGAUUGGCUUUAUUUUAUUUAAAAAUGCAGGCUAAAAUGCUCUUGCCAACCAGCACUAUACAGUGCAUCAUAGAGGAAUUUCAGGAUCUUCACAGCUGUGCAGUGCACGAUGUUCUGGCAAAACUGUCUGACAAACUGUCUGUAUUUAAUAUUCCACAGGCAGAAGUGGAUAACAUCAUUCAGGAACUUUCACAGAAUGAUCUCUUAACACUGUACAAUAAAGAUGUGUUGAGAUCUGACAAAACAAGGAAGACAUUUUUCAAAGAAAAUUUCAGUUAUGUGGAACCCACUCAAAUUUUUUUAGGAUCUGACAGUACAGGCAAACAGCGUUAUUUUCAGUAUGUACCAAUUAAAGAAACACUGAAGUCUCUCUUGAGACAACCCACAAUACGGGAACAGUACAAACAGUCAAAACUACGCCGAUCACCAGACAUGGUUUUAGAGGAUGUGUCAGAUAGUCAAAAUGUCAAGGAUAAUGCACUUUUACAGCACUAUCCAUCAUCUCUGUCACUCAUUCUCUACCAAGAUGCAUUUGAAGUGGUUAAUCCAUUAGGGUCUGGCAAAAAGAAACAUAAAAUCCUGGCAGUGUACAUGACUCUAGGUGAGAUCUUGCCAUACAACCGGUCCUCUGUUGAUGCAAUGCAACUUGUUCUGCUUUGCAGGAACACUGACUUCAAAACUUUUGGCCAUGACAAAGUUUUUUUCCCGUCUUAUUGCAGACCUUAAAGAUAUGGAAGAGACAGGGGUUCUGGUAGAGGAUGGAACCAUAAUGAAGGCAGCUUUGAUAGCCAUCUUAGGAGACAAUCUGGGUUCCCGCUGCAUAGGUGGUUUCACUGAGAAUUUCAGCUGCGGCAAACAUUUUUGCAGAUACUGCUUAAUCAACAGGGAAAGCUUUAUCAAUGAUCCACUAUCACUUGGACAAAAGAGAACAGAUGAUAACUAUAAAGACAGUGUUGAGGUCCUCUCUACAAGUGACUACUCGGUUGUGAAUGGCAUUAAAUUUGACUCUGUGUUUAAUUCACUGAAGUACUUCCAUGUGUGCUCUGGGUUACCUCCAUGUUUGGGCCAUGAUUUAUUUGAAGGAGUGGUUUCCAGUGCCUUUUCGCUAUAUAUUGAUACCCUUGUGCAAGUGGAAGGGCAUUUCACAUACAACCAGUUAAACAGAGCAAUUGUACAGUUCAAACACGUAGGAAGUGAUGCUUUAAGUAAGCCAUGUGAGGUGAAACCAGGGCAGAGGCUGGGGGGUUCAGCAGCACAGAACUGGUGUCUUCUACGACUUCUGCCUCUGUACAUUGGUGAAAAGAGAAAACAUCCUGUGGAUGGUGAGGUUUGGCAGUUAUGCCUUAAACUUAGAGACAUUGUUGAUCUUGUAUGUGCCCCCAAGAUAAGUCACAAUGACAUUGCCUACCUAAAGAUACUGAUAGAGGACUAUAUACAUCUGAGACACAGUAGGUUUCCUGACAAAGCUUUAAAAGCUAAACAUCACUAUUUGUUACAUUAUGCAGAGCUUAUCCUUCACUUUGGACCACUCAUUCGUUUGUGGACCCUUAGGUUUGAGAGCAAGCACUCGUAUUUCAAAGCAUGUACAAGAACAGUGCACAACUUUGUCAACUUAUGCAAGACUCUGACAGAACGGCAUCAGUUACUGCAGUCCUACCUCUGAGUGGGCCAACUGUUUCCACCUACAGUUCAAAUCACUGGAGAAGCAAGUGAUUAUAAUCAUCAUCUUUACAAUGCUGUCAUUCAAGAAGCUGUGGCAAAAGCCGGCUGCACUAAUCAGACCACUUUGGAUGUGUCAGCAGUUGUCUACAAAGGGAUGGAGAUUGAAGAGGAACUCACAAGCCUCCUGCCGACACUAGACAGAGAGAAAAUAAUCUGCAUUGUAGAACAUCUGACGGACGUUAUCGGCGUACAACAAAAAAGUGACCUUUUGUUUGUGGAGGCGGAAGAUCUCAAACCCUUUCUCACACCAAUUCAAAUACGUAAACUACUUCUUGCAUUUAAAGGAGAUGGCAACAGACCAGAGAACCUGAAUGACACCAUUACUCUGGAGCCAUGCCCUGCUGCAUCAGCUGAAACAUCAAGCCAUCCACCUCACCCCUCCUCCUCCACGUCCACCACUAUGUACAACCAUUACUCCAGCUCUUGGGUCUCACACUUACAGAUUCCUUGGGAAAGAUUUCCACUCCGACUGUCGCAUGCAAUCACAAGAGGAGACAGAGCUCAUCCAGAGGACAGGAGAAGUAUGGUCAGAAUUGUUGUGGAGGCCAUGCAAGUUCACUGCACGAACCCUAAACGUGCAUCUUGUGAAGAAGUUGCUAAAAUCAUUGUAAACAGAUACCCUCAGACAUUUGCAGAUUUUACUGACAAGGGAGAAAGACUGGGUUGUGGACAUUAUUCACUACUAAGAAGCAUCAAAUCUAGAGUUGAACAUGUUAAUCGAGAUAAUACAACACAUAGACUUCGUCAAACAAAGAGAACCAGGAAUGAGGAAGACUGCAGUCCCAACAGUAGUGCAACCUCACCUAAAAAAGUUAGAUGCCUUGUUGAUAGCUAUGGUUGUAUAAAUUGGCAGCCAGUUGACCUUCCUGAGGGGGAAACGCCAGCUUCUUUAGAGGAAAAGAAGCACAUCUUGUUAACAGUUUUUAAUUCAGAAGGACCUGGAGCUGUGGAGAGACCUGAUGUGGAUGACUUCAUGUGCCUCACAUAUAUUUCUCAGCGGCAGCUUAUCAACAGUUGUCCCUCACUUUCAGUAGCUGAAAUUCAGGAGCAGUGGCCAUUCUUAUUUACUCAGAAAGGUCUUUCGAACCACUUUUACAAACUCACAGGCAUCGAUAUCAGUGAGCGCUUAGGUCAGGCCCUCAUAACCAAAGGCAGAAGGAUUAUUAACUAUUUCUCCAGCCAGAAGCUCAAAUGGAACCUUGGUAUAAGGACACUCAUCCAGCAGAUAGAAAGUGAGGGAGUUUUGACCAACAACAAGGUUGGCACAGCAGCCAUACUUCUCAUGAUGAAGUAUUACAAGGAAGAUGAAGACUCCCUCUUUGUCUUAGCAGAUGAAACAUCUACCAGGAUGUCCCUUGAAGCAGAGAGCAACCUGCCAAUCACUCCAAGGCUGAUUAUGCUUGGACAAAGUUUAAUGACCACCACCUGCUGGAUGGUGAGUGCAGAGGGGCGUGUAAUUGUUGAGCUGGACAAAGAGAACACCUUUGCUGAUGCGAUGUCAGUCUUCUUUGGUUCAUUCUAUGUAUUGAACCUGGAAUACCAGGAGUCAGCGUGUGCAACAUUGGAACUAAUUCAGAGGUUUUUUGUAAGGAUAAACCCUGAAGAGGGAACAAAAUGUACCUCCAAGGUUGGGACAAGCAGAAGGACUGGGACCAUUGUGAAGCGAAAGAUGAUCCAUGGCCCAUGCUUUCUGGACAUUUACACAAGACGAACAACAAUGAAGACGAGCUCUCUCGCCAUCUUGCAAGACGCUGUCUCUGUCCAAUAGGUUUUUUUGAGUGCAACAGUUUUGAUUUUUUUUUUCCUCCUUUUACCCGUUUGUUGAAAAUUAUUUCAGCUACUUACACUUUAAUUGUCACAUGUAUUGGCUCACCCUACAAAUCAAUGAACUCAGUCCACAAAGCAAGAUCAGGGUUCAGUGCAGGUCAGUCAAGUUCCUUCACACCACACAUGCUCAUCCAUUUCCUUGUGGACCCUGUUUUGUGCAUUGAUUUGGUGGUGUGAGCCAGUAUUUUGGUUAAAGUGUAUAUAAAGGUGGGGCUUGAUAUUAUAUUCAUUACAAUUCAGUUUAUUUGUAUGGUGCCAACAAAAUGACUGCCAAGGCACUUCACAUUGUAGGUUUAAGACCCUACAAAAUAUAACUGAGGAACCUAACACUUGAGCAUAUGUUGUCUGCCAUGAUAUGGAUAUGACAUAUCGUUUUUGUUUGUACAACCAUAUGAGAAAAUAAUGGCUUACAUGGUUUAUUAAAAAGCUUCCUCAAUGAAAAUGUUUUCAGUUCUUUUCAGUUUUUGAUUGUGGGAAUGUGUAUUUCAGCAGGGAAAAAUCAGAACAGAAAUAAAAAGUGGUGUGAAGCACAUG